GCGCAACAUUCUUUUGCAUCAAAAAAGCGAACGAUUGUGUUUAUGUUACCACCUGUUGAGUAAAAUGGCGACAGGAAGUUUUGUAAAAAUUUCGAAAGGCAUAUUUUGGACAAUUUUGCCCAUAUUCUGGAUAAUAACGACACAUACAGUAGUCUCAAUUAGUGUUGUAGCAAAAACCGAUCAUUAUUGGAAAUACAAUGAAUUAACGUUGAUGUUACAAGGAUUUGAGAAGGAUUAUCCAAAACUUGCAAAACUUGGAAAUAUUGGAUCCAGUGUUGAAGGCAGAAAUCUCUGGUACAUGCAUAUAACUCACAAUGUUGGAACAGAAGAUCCAAGUAAACCCAUGUUUAAAUAUGUUGGUAAUAUGCACGGUAAUGAAGCAGUCAGUCGACAGAUACUUACCUAUCUAAUUGAGUACUUACUAAAGCAAUACGGCCGAGAUGAACGCCUCACAAAACUUGUCAACACAACCAAUAUUUUUGUCAUGCCUACGAUGAACCCUGAUGGCUUUGAAAAAGCUUGGGAGGGUGACUGUGAAGGGGUGAAGGGUCGUAGUAAUGCCAAUGGCGCAGACCUCAACAGGGACUUCCCGGAUCAAUUUUUGAAGCAACUGACAGAUGAAAGGCGGCAGCCAGAAACAGAAGCGAUGAUGCAAUGGAUUAUGGAUAACCAUUUUGUUCUGUCAGCUAAUUUACAUGGCGGAAGUGUAGUCGCAAGUUACCCAUUCGAUGACUCAAAAUCGCACAUUCUCGAAGGUCAUGAGAGUAAAACACCUGAUAAUGAUCUAUUUAAACACCUUGCGCACGUUUAUGCAGACAACCACCUUACAAUGCCUAAAGGCAAUUUGUGCGAAGGCGACAAUUUCCCCGGAGGUGUUACAAAUGGAGCUAAUUGGUAUGAUGUCCCAGGUGGGAUGCAGGAUUUCAACUAUCUUCACAGUAGCUGCUUUGAGAUCACAGUGGAACUAUCCUGUUGUAAAUACCCUCCACACAAUCAACUCCCUCAGGAGUGGCAGAACAACAGGGAGUCUCUCAUUGCAUAUAUGGAACAGGUUCACAGAGGUAUCAAAGGACGUAUCACAGAUGAAGACACCAAGGACCCUAUUAAAGGAGCUUCAAUCCUUGUAACUGACUCCAACAAGCAUCCAAUUGCACAUUUAGUUGAAUCAACAGACUCUGGUUAUUACUGGCGACUUCUACUGCCUGGGACCUAUAACAUAACCGUAGUGCAGCAUGGAUACCAGAAAUACACAAUAGAUGGCGUAGUUGUCACUGAUGGGCCAGCCACCAUUCUUAACGUAACACUCAAACAAACAGCGGCAUCUGACGAUAACAACAACAGAAUUGCAACAGAUAAACCAACCAAAACAACACCAACAGCAGCAACCAUGACAACACGUGCAUCAUCAGCAGUUACCCUUGACUACCCAGCAACACUGCAUUCUCUUGUUGAACAUGUUAAUAAACUUUCUGAUAGUGAACAUAGAGACAAUGCUAAAUUUAUAGAACCCACUCAGUUCAAGCACCACAACCACCAAGAGAUGACUGAGUUCAUGCAAAUCAUCGCCAAUAAAUACCCAGGAAUCACUCGGCUGUAUUCUGUUGGAAGAUCGGUAAAAAAUCGUGAUUUAUGGACCCUUGAGAUAUCAGACAAUCCUGGCAGGCAUGAACCUGGUGAGCCGGAGUUCAAGUACAUUGGCAACAUGCAUGGUAAUGAGGUUGUAGGCAGAGAGAUGCUGUUGUUGUAUAUUCAAUUCCUAUGUGAGAACUACGCCCACAAUGAGCUUGUGUCCCUAGCAGUUAACAUGACACGUAUACACAUCAUGCCAACCAUGAAUCCUGAUGGCCAUGAAGCAUCACAUGAAGGGGAUGCCAUGGGAGUGAAUGGACGUUCAAACGCUCACAAUGUUGAUCUAAACCGCAACUUUCCCGACCAGUUCCACACAACUACCAAGAAUGCAAAGCAGGAGCCAGAGACAAAAGCUGUGAUGAAGUGGAUCAAAGAAUAUCCAUUUGUCCUGUCCGCCAAUCUCCACGGGGGCUCCCUUGUGGCCAAUUACCCCUGGGAUGAUGACAUCAGACUUGGACAUAGCAUAUAUAGUAAAUGCCCAGAUGAUAAGGCAUUUAGAUGGUUAGCGGAGUCCUAUUCAUUGGCCCAUUCAACCAUGCAUAGUGGCCACCCAUGUGGGACAAGCUCUGGGGAAUAUUUCCAAGAUGGCAUCACCAACGGGGCCCAAUGGUACAGUGUGGCAGGAGGCAUGCAAGAUUGGAAUUACAUAAACACCAACUGUUUUGAAAUCACAAUAGAGCUUGGGUGUACCAAGUAUCCAUUUGCUGCUGACCUUGAGAGCUAUUGGUUGGCCAACAAGUACCCUCUCCUGGUAUACAUGGUUCAGUUACAUAAGGGUGUAAGAGGGUUUGUCACAGAUGGACUCACUGGACUGCCACUGGUGAAUGCCACAAUAUCUGUAGCAGGGAUCGAUCAUUCUCUACAUACUGCCCUAGAUGGUGACUACUGGAGACUGCUGGCACCAGGGACUUACACAGUGACUGCAACUAAAAAAGGUUACACUCCUGUGAGCCAUUCAGUUGUGGUCGGAACCAAUGAGGCCAUUCAGGUGAACUUCACCCUUUCACAAUCCGGCAUAGAGAGCUGGUCCCAGCAGCAUGACUUUCAGAUCAGUGCCAACAUAGCCACCGAUGCUUACACAACUGAUAUUGAUUAUCAGCUUAACUCUUUAGCCAAAUCUCAUCCUGACAUUGGAAAGUACUCCAGCCUGGGACGUACAUUUGAGGGCCACAGUAUAGGCCACCUGCAGGUGUCUGGAAUUACUUCAGGCAAUGUUCCACAUGUGGCCCUGCUGGCUGGGCUCAAUGGAGAUGACCCUAUAGGAACCGAGGUUUUGGUCAGAUUCGCAAGACAUUUAUUUGAAGGUUACGCCAAAAAGGACCUAGGGACUGUUAACAUCCUUGAUAAUGUUGUUGUUCAUAUGAUCAUCAACAUCAACCCAGAUGUUACCAAGGCAAUGCUGGGUGACUGUACUGGGGAAAGCUACAAGGGACGACAUUUGGAGUUUGAAUUUGGAACACAAGAUUCUAAAAUAGAAGAAGUCAACUUUCUUAAGAAUUUCCUUGAGAAGCAACACAUUCACACAGCAAUUAACCUACAGGGUGGAGCCAUAAAUCUUAGGUAUCCACUUGAUUCUAAACAAAUCAACUCUGCAGGUGAAAAGACGAGUGUCACUGACAGUGAAACCACAUUACGCAUGUUAGCUGACACGUAUGCCAACGCUAAUUUGUGUGCUGAGAAAGGUGUCUCUGGUGUUGUACAUGGAAGUGAAGUCAUGGACAGAGAAGGCAGUCUAAUGGAUUAUGCUUUUCUCAAACAUGGAACUUUAAUGGUUUCACCUGCAAUAAGCUGUUGUAAAUAUCCAGUUGCUAAAGAUCUGCCUAAUGUCUAUAAAGAGAACCUGGAACCACUGAAGAAUUUUCUCGAGAAAUCUAGACAAGGCAUACGAGGGACUAUAAAAGGAAAAGAUGGAAGGAUACUGAGUGAUUCGACCUUACGUAUCCUUGGGCAUGGCCAGAAUGUGAGUGUGUCAUCCCUGGGGGAAUAUUUCCAUGUCUUACCAGAAGGACAAUAUCAAAUACAAGCUUGCGCUGAAGGUUAUGAGGAAAUGACGAAAGCAUUCACAGUCAUUCCAUAUGAGGCUGUAGAUGUUGACUUUGUCUUAGAAAAAGCAGUUAGCAAGAUGGAGUACCAUAGUAACAUUGCUAUGGAGUACCAGCUCAAGAACAUCUCAACAAACCACAAGGAUAUAACAAGACUUUACAGUAUCGGGGAAUCAGUGGAAAAGAACAAACUCUGGGUACUAGAGAUUGCUAAAUCACCUGGCAACCACCGUGUCGAUGUCCCUGAGGUUAAGUUUGUUGCUGGUAUCCAUGGUAACGAGAUGGCAGGUCCUGAGUUAAUGUUGCAACUGGCACGCCAUCUUGUGGAUAACUAUAGAAAAGAUUCCUUAAUCACUGAGCUAAUUGAUCGUACCAGGAUCCACAUAUUGCCCACUCUUAACCCUGAUGGUUUGGCAAAAGGCAUAAAAGGCCAAUGUGAAAGUCUGGAGGGUAAAGCUAACAAGAAUGAGGUUGACUUGGAUUCAGAUUUUCCAUGUAAAUGUAUGAAACAUACAGACCUUCAGCCAGAGACUUCUGCCGUAACAAGAUGGAUGGCUGAUAUUCCCUUUUCAUUGUCUAUUGCCUUACAAAGUGGCGCUUAUAUCUAA
This is a messenger RNA of Owenia fusiformis, 4279 nucleotides long. NCBI's taxonomy places the organism in Eukaryota, Metazoa, Annelida, Polychaeta, Sabellida, Oweniidae. The record is from the annotation of a GenBank genome assembly.